Molecule: messenger RNA, 3703 nt
Organism: Limulus polyphemus (Atlantic horseshoe crab)
Lineage: Eukaryota; Metazoa; Arthropoda; Merostomata; Xiphosura; Limulidae
Product: G-protein coupled receptor moody-like
Exons: 2
Coding region: 715-1857 (380 amino acids)
Biological process (GO): G protein-coupled receptor signaling pathway
Cellular component (GO): membrane
Molecular function (GO): G protein-coupled receptor activity
Source: RefSeq, a predicted model, not a curated record
UUAAACCAGACUGUACAUGCCACAACAGUACAAGGCGCUUGUUCCUCUAUGAUUUACUGUAUCAAAGCGGAUUGUUUCUAGAGUGUAAGAGGAAAAAAUACUUUAAGUGCGUUGUUAUCUUAUCAAGAUACUUUCACUACUUCGUUGUGCUUUGAAGAUAUUUUAAUUAAGUUGCUGUGUCCUGAAGAUACUUUAACUACGUUGUUGUGUUCUGAAGAUAUUUUAACUACGUUGUUGUGUUCUGAAGAUACUUUAACUACGUUGCUGUAUUCUGAAGAUACUUUAACUUCGUUGUUGUGUUAUGAAGAUACAUUAACUACGUUGUUGUGUUAUGAAGAUACUUUAAUUACGUUGCUGUUUUGAAGAUACUUUAAUUACGUUGUUGUUUUACGAAAGAUACUUUAACUACGUUGCUGUGUUCUAAAGAUACUUUAACUACGUUGCUGUGUUCUGAAGGAUACUUUAACUACGUUGCUGUGUUCUGAAGAUACUUUAACUACGUUGCUGUGUUACGAAGGAUACUUUAACUACGUUGUUGUGUUACGAAGGAUACUUUAACUACGUUGUUGUGUUACGAAGGAUACUUUAACUACGUUGUUGUGUUAUGAAGGACAAUGGAGAAAGACAAGAGAAUAACUGACUACUUCAGUGAAAAUUUCUCACCGAUUAACAUACUUUUCUGUUUGUAAAGGUUUGACAUUAGACUUAGCUAGUAUGCCACUACUGGAAACUGACGGCAGCGAACACCUUGAGUACAAUAUAAGCCAAGAAGGAAACGCUACGUUUUCCUCAAACAAGUACGACAAUAUUACACUGAGUGACCCCGGUCAAUCCAAUAUAACCAAAGCGAUUGUAACUUUAUUCCAUGAAUAUCCGCCUGCUUUGCUUAGCUUUGGAGCUGCGUGCUGCAUUGUUUUCUCUAUCAUUGGAAUCCCAGGGAACCUGAUCUCUAUCGGGGCACUGGCUCGAAGUCCGCGGCUUAGAAAUGCCACAACAACGUUUAUUAUCAACCUAUGUGUUGCAGAUGCCAUCUUUUGUGCUUUUUCUAUCCCUCUUUCGGCCUCAACGUUCCUCAGACGUAAAUGGGUUCACGGAGAUGCGUUAUGUGUGCUCUUUCCAUUAAUUCGAUAUUCCAACGUCGCCGUAUCCUUAUUAUCUGUUGUGGCAAUAACAGUUAAUCGUUACGUCCUUAUAGUUCAUCCACAAAAGUAUAAAAGCAUUUACAAAAAACACUGGAUUGCGAUUAUGGUGGCAGCAAUCUGGCUGUUUUCUUUCAUCUGUCUUCUCCCUCCUCUUCUUAACGUUUGGGGAAAAUUUGGAUUUGACCCCACUGUCGGAACUUGUACUAUUCUGAAGGUUAAUGGUCGUUCACCAAAAGUUUUCUUGUACGUGUUUGCUUUUGUCUUGCCAUCUGUAGCUUUUGUCAUCUGUUACUCUCGAAUAUUUUGCGUCGUUCGAAAAGCUCAUAAAAAUAUCAAAGAACGACCAGACAACACUAGAACUGAAGGAGGCCCAAAGUCACCGAGGAUAUUACUUCAACAACUCCGAGAAAAAUUCCACCCGUCAUCAGAAUUUUCUGGUAAAAGGAAAAAAGAACUAACCAAAGACAUCAGGCUUCUGCGAAUGAUUCUGGUCAUCUUCUUCACUUUCGUCAUUUGUUAUCUUCCUGUAACUAUAAUUAAAAUAACUAGAAAAGAGGAUGACCUACCAGUGAUCAACAUUCUGGGCUAUGUCUCAAUUUAUUUUAGUUCUUGUAUCAACCCCAUCAUCUACGUCUUGAUGAGUCAAGAGUACAGACAAGCGUACAAAAAAUGUUUCAAUUGCUCCAAAGAUCUUACCAGCAGUAGCAGUUCUUAAUAACUUCCAUUAAUGUAACUUAUUUUACAAGACUUUUUUCUUUUUUUUUAAGAACAUGAUCAAAGGAAAAAAAGUUCAUGUUUGAGUUUCUUUUGAAUUUACCUGAUCUUUAGUCUUAGAUUAUAAGAUGUUGUUUUUUUAUCUUUAUCGCCGAAAAUUUGUGUUAUUAAUCAGUACAUUUAUAAAUUUUCAAAUAUGGCAUCGUUAAAGAACUUUAAAUGAAACUGUAAGGAAUGUAUGGGCCUAACACGCUUAGUGGUUAGAGCAUUUCACUCGCCAUCUGUAGGCGAAUGUGCUCGCCCCUUUAGCCGUGGGGCGUUAUAAUGUGAUAGUCAAUCCCAGUAUUCAUUGGUACAAGAAUAGUCCAAGAAUUGGCGGUAGGUGGUGUUGACUAGCUGUCUUCCCUCUAGUCUUUAACUGCUAAAUUAGGGACGGUUGUCUGGAGAGAUGGGCGCCACCAGGUAAUUCUGCCUGAGACCUGAAAUUUACUGAUGAUGCAUCAACAUCUAAGGUGCCCCAACAGUCACAAGCUGCAUCGAGACUAAAAAAAAAUUGAAUGGAUGGAGUUGCUACUAGCAAAACAAAUGGAUUAACUCUUCGGUUCAAAUGAUAAGAACACCAAAUUUGUUCCAGUUGGUGGCGACAUUUUCUUAAACAUUGCACGUUAGCACCUAAGUAGAAACUUUCAACGUUGAUUUUGUAGAUUUAACAGUGUAGGAGUACAAUGUCAACAGUAUUUUGAUUAGUUAAAAAUUACACCAUUAGCUUUAGCUGAUUGGUUAACCCUCUAUUUAUCAAGAACACUUGCUUGCUAAUUGGUCAGCGCGCUGGUUGACAAAAAUAUUUGCUCCUCGUGCCCCCGUUUGACUGUUUUUUUUAUUCCUCUGGAGAUGCUUGUAUAUAUUUUUCUGAGAUAAGAUAUGAUGUGUGGUUUUACACGAUGUUAUUUUGUCAUUAUAACAAAAAUUGUUAACAUUGUUACCCAAAAUCGUUUUGUUGACUUCAACAACACUUUUCUAAAAGUCCGCAAAUAGUGGUUAUAAGUCUUUCAGGUUUGUGUAUAACAAACCAAACUAAUUCGUAGUGUAUGUUACUGGUAGCAAGUUAAACUUCCUUAUAUACUUCUCAGUGACUAUUGUAACUUUGUGUGUCUCGAGUAAAUUAGAUUAGACUUAUUACUAACUUUUUUACGGCCGACACUAAAAAUAUAUUCAUUUCUUGUUAAAUGUGUCCGGAUUUUGGGGACUAAAACCUUUACAAAGAAGAAUAUAAGACCACGUUUCGAAAGAGCUCAGUGUUCGUUCAAGUUAUGAUUUUGCAUGAAAUAUUUGAUGGUGUUUCACAGUAUAAAAUUUGUGUAUUUUAUCAACAUUUGUUUUAAAAAGAUGUUUCAGUUUUUUGGAUAAUGGGAUUUCAGAUCCUGAAAAAAUGGAGAGGGGUAGUAUAUACUAAUUUUUCAGUAUUUUAGUUUGCUUUUCUGGGCUCCGAUUCUAAUUUAAUCUUUUAAGGAGCAUACGUCAUGGAUCGUCUGCUGACAGCCAGACUUAUGGACAAAAUAAAAAUAAUAUAAUGAAGAAGGAUAUUUAUAGAUCGUUAAUAUUUUACUUUUUUAAGUAACUAAUGAAUAAUAAUGACAUAUUUGGUCAUCACGCAAUUCAAUAUGGGUUGAAAUAUAAAACUUUAAAAAAACAAUUUGUUAUAUUUCGACAAUUUCUGGAUUACAUAAAGAAGGUUGUACAUUAUCUUUCAGAUCCACCAUUUUUGUGUUAUUCGACAAAAUGAUCGAAAAAUUUUGUACUUACAAACUAAAAGUUCCGAAUUGAGCAAAUAAAUAUAAAGCUUGUUU